Molecule: messenger RNA, 477 nt
Organism: Oppiella nova
Lineage: Eukaryota; Metazoa; Arthropoda; Arachnida; Sarcoptiformes; Oppiidae
Source: the annotation of a GenBank genome assembly
AUAUGGAUAAAAUGGGCGGACAGUUGGAGCCACACGCCCCUCCACAACCCCAGGGCCAGUACGACCCGCCACCCCCUUACAAUAUGAACCUGGAGGCCAACGCACCGGUAGCACCAGCCAUGGCACCGGUACAUCCACCACAACCAGUGACGGUAGUGAUCGAUACGGGAAAGUUUGGUCCCUAUCCUAAGGCCAUGAAGUGCUACCACUGCGGCCAACAGGUCAUGACAGUGACCAACAAAAAGGCCGGUACUAUCACGUGGGCCCUGUGCUCACUGCUAUGUCUCGUCGGGUGCUUCUGUGGAUGUUGCCUGAUACCAUUUUGCGCCAAUCCCACCCAGGACAUCAUGCAUAACUGUCCCAAUUGCAAACAAUUUUUGGGCGCUUAUGAACGUGUCAAGCUUAGACGACGCUAAAUAUGACCAGGCUCACACAAACAUAUCAACCAUAUUUUUGAUUACCUAUUUGAUUGCCAUU